GCUUGCCUGGCUUGCCAGAAACGCAAGUCAAAAUGCGAUGGUCAGCGUCCCUCAUGCUGCCAAUGCCAAAAGCGCGGCAUUCAAUGCGUGUAUCAGCAAAGGAGAUUUCGAGGUCCCGGCAAAAGGUGCAAAGCCAUUUCACCACUUAUCGAGCAAGACUAA
This is a messenger RNA of Fusarium vanettenii 77-13-4, 162 nucleotides long. RefSeq lists its product as uncharacterized. The record is from RefSeq and is a predicted model, not a curated record. Gene Ontology annotation, molecular function: DNA-binding transcription factor activity, RNA polymerase II-specific; zinc ion binding. The transcript has a single exon. The annotation marks the transcript as partial. Lineage: Eukaryota; Fungi; Ascomycota; Sordariomycetes; Hypocreales; Nectriaceae. Gene Ontology annotation, biological process: regulation of DNA-templated transcription.